Dendronephthya gigantea is the source of this 2060-nucleotide messenger RNA. RefSeq lists its product as uncharacterized. Lineage: Eukaryota; Metazoa; Cnidaria; Anthozoa; Malacalcyonacea; Nephtheidae. The coding region runs from base 9 to 2060 and encodes 683 amino acids. The transcript has a single exon. The record is from RefSeq and is a predicted model, not a curated record. Gene Ontology annotation, molecular function: ubiquitin-protein transferase activity.
UGUAAAACAUGGCCGCGGAGAGAGAUAUUUCUCGACAAGUAAAAGCGAUUGCUGAGGCGGCAAUAGCAAGCAUAAACCAACUAACAUCGUUAAUAGAAAGAUCUGGACCUUCAGCAUCGUCGACGUCAACAUCUGCUUCAACAACUGCUUCAGCAUCUGCUACUGUACCCCAGAACCAACCUGCUGUAGAUCAAUUGACCGAACUUCGAAGGCGCUUUCCGACAACAUCGAGAAAUGCGAGUGGAGCCAGCAGAAAUCCAACCACUGGGAGGUAUACCAGUAGAUCCCGCAAUUCGUCAACUUCUCACCCUUACUCCAGAGGAAAUCAAACUCAAAGUUCUAGGCGGGUUGGUCGACCAUCAACAAACGACAUUGUUGCCAAGGAUGUGGUCAUCUUGAAUUGGGAUAGUAGCAAGAUACCAACCAAACCUGAGAAGGUGGAACUGGAACAAAAUGGCAGAAUUAUAUCUGGGUUCGAUAUUGACCGUCAAUGGGAUUCAGACACACUUAAGCUGAAGUUAUCAGAAUUAUUGACUGGUGAACUUAAUGGGAUGGCAUUUGAGAUAGUCAAAAACUGCUCUGGGACAUUGGUCAUACCAAACAUACCGGCAGGUAAACAAGUUGAUGCAAAACUUCUUCUUAAGUCCAUUGCACCAGCCGGCAUUGUGUACAUCAGACUCAUGGAAGAAGCACAGUCUACAAAUGACAACAAGGAUGGUGCAGCAGAUGAGCUUCCCUAUCAUAACACAUUCUCUGAAGAUAUGGAUGAUAACACCGUUGCCACUAUUAACUUAACCCAACCCACCAUCUCAUCCUAUUUCCAUAAUUCAAGUCAGGAUGUGGCUGAUACCCAGAGAAGUAUUGGCAAUGAAGCAACAUCAACUGUUAAACCAGAAGCCCAGUGCCCUUUUGACAUACAGCUGAUCAUUGAUAAUGCUAAAGAUCAAGGAUUAUCAGAUCCUGUGGAAUUGUUGCGAUUCAUCCAGCAGCAUGUUGUAUCUGGCCGACCACUGGAACUGUCUUCUCUUGAGGAAACGUUAGAGGGUGCAACAAAUUUAAUAACAAUUGACAGAGACAGGGUUAUUGAAUCCACAUUCAGUGAACUUGAAUUUAUUGAUAAUCUAAGUACAACCUUUCAAGUUGACUUCAUGGGGGAGGAGUCCGUUGACCUUGGCGGACCACGUAAGGAGUGGAUUAGAUUGAUGAACCAUGCAAUCAAGGAAAAAUACUUUGAUCAUGGGUUACGACCCUUGCUGGCCAAAGAUUACUAUUUUGUUGGAGUAAUGAUAGCAGUUGCCAUGCUGCAAAAUGGCCAGUUGCCUGCCUUUAUUGGUGAUGAGAUCCUUCGAAGAAUUCUAUCAUCAAAAAAUAGCCCUGAUCCUUGUAUAUACCAAAUUCAGCGUGGUCUUGAGAUGUUGGGCAUGCUAUCAGCACUGAUACAACUGCCUAUGCUGACUUACCUGUUGCGACCUGGAGCCCAGCAGAAAGUAAAUGUGCAAAAAUUGUUGCACAUUUUGCAGCCACAGUUUUCAGAGGAAGGGUCUAAUGCACUCACAAUGGAAAAAGAGGUUUACCAAAUGUUUGUAAGGUAUGUGAGAGAAGUGGCAGCAGGCAGGCGAGUUUGUGGAGAUAUAACCUUGGAUCUAAGCCACAUUCUUCAGUUUGUUACUGGUGCAGCAGAAGAGCCUGUGCUUGGAUUUUUCCUCCCUCCAUCAUUAAAAUUUAUCUCACCAACUGAAAUGCCAGUCCAGUCAUCUGGUUCUGACCCAACACAAGUCAUAGCUGGUUUUCUCCCAUUCGCUCGCACUUGCAGCAACAGUUUGCAUUUGCCUAGGGCAACAAGCCAAUACCCUCUUCCCACUAAGGAAAAAUUAUUUGACCUCUAUGAUAUGGCAUUCAGUCAUCAUAUUUGGGAAGCAGUAAAUUGUAAAACACUCCUUGGUACCAUAUAUAUUUCUAAAAGUAAAACUGUGAUAUGGAUGGUUAUUAUUGUUCUUGUUCUUGUUCUUGUUACUGUUCUGUUAAACAAAGAUAACACUAAAAUAUUCCAAAUUUUGUAA